Anarrhichthys ocellatus (wolf-eel) is the source of this 2422-nucleotide messenger RNA. It is a transcript of the gene grk3, whose product is annotated as G protein-coupled receptor kinase 3. NCBI's taxonomy places the organism in Eukaryota, Metazoa, Chordata, Actinopteri, Perciformes, Anarhichadidae. Gene Ontology annotation, molecular function: G protein-coupled receptor kinase activity; G protein-coupled receptor binding; ATP binding. The coding region runs from base 65 to 2131 and encodes 688 amino acids. The record is from RefSeq and is a predicted model, not a curated record. The transcript is spliced from 21 exons. Gene Ontology annotation, biological process: regulation of signal transduction; G protein-coupled receptor signaling pathway; protein phosphorylation.
CACACACACACACGCAUCCAUCCCUGGUUGUUUUAUCGAUUUUUGGUCGUCCCAGGGUCGAAAGAUGGCGGACCUCGAAGCAGUGCUCGCCGAUGUCAGUUAUUUGAUGGCGAUGGAGAAGAGCAAAUCUACUCCAGCGGCCAGGGCGAGCAAGAAGAUCAUCCUCCCGGAGCCCAGCAUCCGCAGUGUGAUGCAGAAGUACCUGGAGGAGAGAGACGAGCUGACGUUUGACAAAACAUUCAACCAGAAAAUUGGUUUCCUCCUCUUCAAAGACUUCUGUAUGAACGAGAUCGACGAGGCCGUGCCACAGCUCAAGUUCUACGAAGAAAUUAAGGACUACGAGAAGCUGGACUCAGAGGAGGAGAGGUUGAGCCGCAGUCGGCAGAUUUACGACGGCUACAUCAUGAAGGAGCUGCUGUCGUGUUCACACCCGUUUUCUAAGAAAGCAGUGGACCAUGUGCAGAGUCACUUAACAAAGAAACAGGUUCCCCCGACUCUGUUCCAGCCGUACAUCGUGGAGAUCUGCGACAGCUUGAGAGGGAAGCUCUUCCAGAAGUUCAUCGAGAGUGACAAAUUUACUCGUUUUUGCCAGUGGAAGAACGUGGAGCUAAACAUCCACCUGACCAUGAACGACUUCAGCGUGCAUCGGAUCAUCGGCAGAGGAGGCUUCGGAGAGGUGUACGGCUGCAGGAAGGCCGACACGGGCAAGAUGUACGCCAUGAAGUGUCUGGACAAGAAGAGGAUCAAGAUGAAGCAGGGGGAGACUCUAGCGCUCAACGAGAGAAUCAUGCUGUCGUUAGUCAGCACUGGGGACUGCCCGUUCAUCGUGUGCAUGACGUACGCCUUCCACACCCCCGACAAGCUCUGCUUCAUCCUGGACCUUAUGAACGGCGGCGACCUACACUACCACCUGUCUCAGCACGGCGUGUUCAGUGAGAAGGAGAUGCGUUUCUACGCGGCUGAGAUCAUCCUGGGUCUGGAGCACAUGCACAACCGCUUCGUGGUCUACAGGGACCUCAAGCCAGCUAAUAUCCUGUUGGAUGAACACGGUCAUGUUCGUAUCUCAGACCUCGGUCUGGCCUGUGACUUCUCCAAGAAGAAACCUCACGCCAGUGUGGGAACUCACGGCUACAUGGCUCCAGAGGUUCUUCAGAAGGGGACGGCCUACGACAGCAGCGCUGACUGGUUCUCUUUAGGCUGCAUGCUCUUCAAGCUCCUCCGAGGGCACAGUCCCUUCAGGCAGCACAAGACCAAAGACAAACAUGAGAUUGACCGCAUGACGCUCACCAUGAAUGUGGAGCUGCCAGACUCGUUCACUGCAGAGCUCAAAGACUUGCUGGAGGGGCUGCUGCAGAGAGACGUAUCCAAGAGGCUGGGCUGUCAGGGCCGAGGAGCCCUGGAGGUGAAGGAGCAUCAGUUCUUCAAAGGCAUCGACUGGCAGCAGGUUUACCUGCAGAAGUACUCCCCUCCUCUGAUUCCUCCCCGGGGAGAAGUGAACGCCGCCGACGCCUUCGACAUCGGCUCCUUUGACGAGGAGGACACGAAGGGCAUCAAGCUGCUGGACAGCGACCAGGAGCUCUACAAGAACUUCCCUCUGGUGAUCUCGGAGCGCUGGCAGCAGGAGGUGGCGGAGACGGUCUACGAGGCCGUCAACUCGGACACGGACAAGAACGAGGCCCGCAAGAGGGCCAAGAACAAGCAGCUGGGCCACGAGGAGGACUAUGCCUUCGGUAAGGACUGCAUCAUGCACGGCUACAUGUUGAAGUUGGGGAACCCGUUCCUCACCCAGUGGCAGCGCCGCUACUUCUACCUGUUCCCCAACCGGGUGGAGUGGAGGGGCGAGGGGGAGUCACGGCAAAGCCUGCUGACGAUGGAGCAUAUCGUCACGGUGGAAGAAACGCAGAUUAAAGACAAGAAAUGCAUCCUGCUGCGCAUCAAAGGAGGGAAGCAGUUUGUGCUGCAGUGUGAGAGCGACCCUGAGUUCGUGCAGUGGAAGAAGGAGCUGACCGACGCGUUCACAGAAGCCCAGAAGCUGCUGCGUCGAGCCCCCAAAGUCAUCGGGAAGGGUCGGGCCGGAGUGGUGGAGCUCUCCAAACCCCCCCUCACACACCGCAACAGCAACGGCCUGUGAACACACACACACACACACACAUGUAUACACCCUUAUACACACACACACAUACACUGCAUCCCACCUCCUCAUCAGGACAUUUGCCCUGACGCAACACACACACACACACACACACACUCGACCAAUCAUAGGUGCGACAUCGUUUAGUUCUUUUUUUGCCAUGGGACCUUGCCAGUUGACGGAGAGAGAGGAGGAAAGGAAACGAGGAGGACUCAGCAUGUGAAGGACCUCCUGCAUGAUGAGGACUGACUUCCCCCUCCCCCCCACUUAAGAGGCCUCGUCGGCGGGGGG